Molecule: messenger RNA, 1537 nt
Organism: Polypterus senegalus (gray bichir)
Lineage: Eukaryota; Metazoa; Chordata; Cladistia; Polypteriformes; Polypteridae
Gene: ddit4
Product: DNA-damage-inducible transcript 4
Exons: 3
Coding region: 201-860 (219 amino acids)
Biological process (GO): negative regulation of TOR signaling; response to hypoxia; apoptotic process
Cellular component (GO): cytoplasm
Molecular function (GO): 14-3-3 protein binding
Source: RefSeq, a predicted model, not a curated record
ACCUUUUCUCCUGUAGGCUCUUUCACCAGUACCGUCGAGGUGCGUGAGCACUGUAAUGGUUAGGGGGUUUUCUUUCAUUUAACCCAAAUUAGCACUAGUCAACCGCGCACCACCCGGCUGUGGUUCAUCAAUUAUUCCGUAUAAUUGCAAAGCUUGAAGCGGUUUCAAUACCAGUAGCUUUCGGUGUUUCAGUGCACAUCAUGCCGGCCCUUUACCUGAACCUCACACCUGAUAACAGUCCGCCUAGCUCCCCAGUAAGCGAUGACAGCACGAAGCGACUCUCUUGGGGCAAGCUGGUACAGAAACUGACGGAUUUCAGCGCAACUAAUGGCCUGCAAUCCGAUACAAACUCCUUCACUCACUCCGAAACGCACAGUCUGGAUCAAGACUCGCUAUCAGACUCGGAUUUCUUCAGUGAUCCCCUGGAGGAAAGCUUGUGUUCUCACGUUGUGGCAGUUAUUGAACGCACCCUUACGGAAGCAAAAGACAGUGCACUGGGAUGCUCCAAACUUCUUAUACCAGACCACCUUAUGGAGCACAUUGGUCAAGAGUUACUUCACCUGGCAGCUAGUGAACCCUGUGGUUUGAGAGGAGCACUUAUUGACUUGUAUGUGGAACAUGCCAAUGUCUGUCAGACUGUUGAACAGAUCUCUGUAGAUCCUGACUUGGUGCCUACAUUUCAGCUCACUUUGGUGUUAAGGCUGGAGUCUGGGGGGUUUUGGCCAAGAAUUCAAGAUCUCUUCACUCCCAAAUCGUUUUCUGCCCCAGGUCUAAAGCAUGCACUAAGACUUAGCACUGGGUUUAGGGUAAUCAAAAGGAAGCUGUACAGCUCAGAAGAAUUAUUAAUUGAAGAGUGCUGAAGUGGGACAUCUGUGAUGUCUGAAUGGAAUCCACACAUAAAAGGGUUGGCCGUGUACAGCGAUAAACCAGAAGGCCUGGUCACAUAGGGAGACGGACAGGCCAGCAUUUGUCAUGACAAUCGCAUGCCCCAACAUAUUCAGCCAGCAUGUGAGGAUUCAUGCAAGUGUCUUGCCAACUGUUAAACUGGCCUUCAAAGAAAGGACUGAGAGUGUUUAAACAGCUGGUCUGUUUGGAGCAAAAGUAUUUUUACCUCAAGAAAAUUUUGAAAGCUUACUUUGACCCUAAGUGGCAGCUAUGAUUUUUAAGAAAAAAGGCAUAUUACUUCUAAUGGUAAAGACUGUUUUUUAGUGAUGACAUUAAAACGAGUUGAUUAUCUUCAAGUAACAAAUGUAGCCAUGUGUCCCCCAUUGUAAAAUAACCAUGCACUGUGCACAAGUUAGUGCUUUAUUAUGUUGAAGGGAGGUGGGGAUAAUUGUGCUUCCAAAUAAUUCUAGAAAGAAUUAAUGCCAAUAAUGUUGAAUUUUAUGCAACCUUUAGUUAAGUUUGUAUGGAAAAAAAUGGACCAAGUGGCACUUGGUCACAAGCUUAUUUAUUUGAUAUUCAAAUAUAGUACUGUACCUGAAUUGCACUAUGUUUUGUACCUUUUAAAGGAAAACUGAAAAAUAAAAAAAAAAAA